AUGGGCAUCAAAGGCCUUCAUCGGGAGCUCGGCCAGGGCAAGCGCGUCUCCCUGUCCAAGUUGGCAGCCGAUAGCCUCGAGUCCCAAAACCGGCCGUAUCGCAUCGCCAUCGACAUUGCAAUAUGGCAAUUCCAGACCCAAGCAGCGCGAGGCGGCACCAAUCCCGCCAUCCGCACUCUCUUCUACCGUCUGGUCCGCCUGCUGGGCACUCCCAUCCAACCAAUCUUCGUAUUCGAUGGCCCCAACAAGCCCGUGUUCAAGCGAGGCAAACGAUCAGGCCGCGGCGACGGCGUGGCCACGGCAAUGGCGAAGCGGCUCAUACGGCUGUUCGGCUUCCCCAUCCACGAUGCGCCGGGCGAGGCCGAGGCAGAAUGUGCUUUGCUGCAGCAGCAUGGAGUGGUGGACGCUGUCCUCAGCGACGACGUCGACACCAUAAUGUUUGGAUGCACAAAAACCCUGCGAAACUGGUCAUCCGAGGGCAAGACGUCAAAGACGCCGACCCACGUGUCGCUGUACGACGUCGACGACAUGGCGUUGGGGGACCUGGGCCUCGACCGCGAGGGCAUGGUGCUGGUCGCGCUGAUGAGCGGGGGCGAUUACCUUCCAGACGGCAUACCGGGCUGCGGCGUCAAGGUGGCGUGCGAGGCAGCCAAGGCAGGCUUUGGCAGGUCGGUUUGCCGCCUGAAGGCGUCUGACAAGGUCGGCAUCCAGGCCUGGCGACAAGGCCUGAUGCACGAGCUUCAUACCAACGAAAGCGGGCACUUUCGGACCAAGCACAAGGCCCUGACGAUCCCGCAGGAUUUCCCCAACCUCGACGUGCUGGGAUACUACACCCAUCCGGUUGUGUCGCCACCAGAGUCCAUCAUGCCCAGCAUACAGCAGAGGCUGGAGCAGAAGACGCCGCUGCAGAUCGAGGCCUUGCGCGAAUUCACGCGCGAGACGUUCAACUGGGACUACCGCAUAGGCGCCAUCAAGUUCAUCCGCGUCCUAGGCCAAGCCGUACUGGUGCAGAAGAUGUCUGAGACGGUAAACGGCCAUCACGUUAAGCGCAUCUCUGGCCGGCGGACACACUUUAGCACCGACGGCACCCCAGAGCUUCGCGUAGCGUACAUACCCGAGGAGGUCGUGCCCGUCGACCUGGCCCGGGAAGCGGACGAGGUCAUCAGCUACGACCGCAACGGGCUGGCGCUGAACAGCGACGAAGAGUUUGACGGACUCGACGCUUCGGAGGAAGUCCCCGCCAGCACCCCGAAGCUGUUUGACGUCACCAAGCCGGACCUGGCCUGGGUGCUCGAGGGCCUGGUCAAGAAGUCUGCCUCGGACGCUUUUCAGGCGUGGCAGGACAGGCAGAGCUUCAAGAUGACGCCACGGUCCCCUGCCAAGAAGAGGGCUGGAGCUGCCAAGGCGGCCACGAGAAAAGCGUCCGACAUGCCUCACGGCUCGCUUGACAGAUACGUCCGCACCACAAAGGCUCCCGCCAGCGAGGGCCUGUCUCAGCAGACGGGGCUCGGCCGGGGCACCGCCCCCCGGACCAGCAGCCCUAGCCCUGUCGGCGCCGCAAACCCCUCGAUCCCAAGUAAGCAGUCCUCGUUCUCGCCCGCGAGGAGCCCGGUCAAGAUGCCAGCGCUUCAGGUAAUCGGCAGCUCACCAGUCCCGCCUAGAUCUCGUCAAGCCCAUAAGCGACCAGAGACGAUUCACAUCCCAUCUAGCCCGGCAAGCCGCGCCUCUCCUCCACCGCCCCUUUGUUCCUCGCCUCCCAGGCACGCCUCGAGCAGAGCUCCUCGGCGUCCUCAACCCGCUGAGAUGCCUCGGUCAAUACGGUCCAUUAUUCAUGCGGCUAGCAGCCCUCAAGAGUUGAGUCCCGCCCCGCCCGGGCAACAGCCCCGACCGCGCCGACAGCCUCAGCCUCGACCUCGGCUGCAGCAAAGCCCAAAGGCUCAGCCCAAAUCUGCGGCCGGCCUGAAGCAAUCGUCCCUGGACGCCUUUGUCGGGAAACCUGCAGCAGUCCCAGCGGCAGCAUCUCCCCCAGGAGAAGGCGCGUCGUCGCACCUGGACAGUGACUCUGAUCUCGAACCCCUCUCGGCAAUCCUGCAGAAAAACCCUCUGAAGAAGCAGGCUUCUUCUCGAAACACACCCAGCAGCGCAGAAAACAGGUCUGGCGGCAACACCUCCUUGCCGAGGGAAACGGCUGCCAAGGCGCUCAUCUCCAGCGACGGCAUUUUCGACGAGGCGAGGCCGGACGCGGAGCAAGGCGAUGGCCAGUCCGCCGCGGGAGGAAGCAGGAGCACCGGCGUGCGCUGGAGCGACGUCUCCAUUAUAGAUCUGACGGCAGACGACAGGUAG
Molecule: messenger RNA, 2343 nt
Organism: Ustilaginoidea virens
Lineage: Eukaryota; Fungi; Ascomycota; Sordariomycetes; Hypocreales; Clavicipitaceae
Exons: 3
Coding region: 1-2343 (780 amino acids)
Molecular function (GO): 5'-flap endonuclease activity; crossover junction DNA endonuclease activity
Source: RefSeq, a predicted model, not a curated record